AUGGUCAGCGGCAGGAUGCUGCUCCUCAGUGCAUCUUGCUGGAUGCUGGUGGCUUUAGGAAGCUGCAAUGAGCUGAUAGAGGAGCGAUCACCUGAAUAUGAUGUCAUCAAGACUGAAGAAGAGAAGGAGCUGAUCGAAGCCCUGCAGGAAGUUCUGGAAAAGCUGAGGAACAAACAGCUGCCAUCCACUGAGAAGAAACUGGGCUGGCUUCCACCUUGUGAUGCAGGGGAGCAGUGUGCGGUGCGUAAAGGGGCCAGGAUCGGGAAGCUGUGUGGAUGUCCCAGAGGAACCUUCUGCAACUUUAGUGUCCUCAAGUGUGUAUAG
This is a messenger RNA of Cyprinodon variegatus (sheepshead minnow), 324 nucleotides long. Its product is annotated as cocaine- and amphetamine-regulated transcript protein-like. The transcript has 3 exons. The coding region runs from base 1 to 324 and encodes 107 amino acids. NCBI's taxonomy places the organism in Eukaryota, Metazoa, Chordata, Actinopteri, Cyprinodontiformes, Cyprinodontidae. Gene Ontology annotation, molecular function: neuropeptide hormone activity. The record is from RefSeq and is a predicted model, not a curated record. Gene Ontology annotation, biological process: positive regulation of MAPK cascade; cellular response to starvation; adult feeding behavior.